AUGUCUUCAAUUACAGUCAACAGCUGCGAGGCUACAGUCGGCUACUUCUUCUUCAAAGAUGAAAGUGCACAAAGGUCCAGCAUGAAUUCUGCGCUGUGUGCCAUUUUACACCAGCUCUUUAGUCAAGAAUCCACGGAGAGCUUAAUUGAACAUGCUCUUCCUUUGUUCAAGCGAUGUGGCGAUGAACUCACAAAUGACUUUGAAGACUCGUGGACUCUUUUGCUGGAUUGCUCCGAAAAGUAUAUCAACGACGAUAUCAUGUGCGUUUUGGAUGCUUUGGACGAAUGCAAUAGCCAUGAUCGUCAGCAGCUCAUAAGGCGGCUAGACCAGCUAUAUGCCGACAAAAGGCCAUCUACUAAACGGCUCAAAUUCUUAAUUACCAGUCAAACAUAUGACGACAUUGAACGAUCUUUUGAGCCAGUGUCCAAACAUGCGCAGUAUUUCCGCUUCGACGCCGAUAAACGGCAUAACGAGAUUAGCCACGACAUCAGCUUAACAUAUCUCUGGCUUCAACUGACUUUGAACAUUAUCGCUAGCCAUCCUCGUCGUUAUGGCCGCCUACGGGAUGUGGAAACACUCCUUUCCGAUAUCCCCUUGGAAGUCUCUGAAGGAUCUGAUAAGAUUUUAAGCCGAACUGAAAAUGACAUAACAACAAGCCUUUUGCUUCAGAUAGUUCUCGCGGCUAGACGCCCAUUAACGCUUGAUGAAGCUAAUUUUGCCUUGACUCUAGCUCGGGAAGGGGCUGAUGUCGAGACACAUGAGCAGCUGGACGAUGCAUGUUGGCCGGGAGACUUCAAGUCCGACGUCACAAACAUCUGCGGUCUUAUAAUCAAUGUGUAUGAUGGGAAGCUAUUCUUUAUCCAUUUGACAGCCCGAGAAUUCUUGGUCAAGACUCCUAAGCUGGCGACUUCAAAUACGAUGACAUGGGGUGGCAGUUUUGCGGAUUCUGCAGCCCUUUAUGCCAUCAUGGCGAGAGCUUGUAUGCAGUACUUGCUUUUCUCAGAACUGACAUGGCAGGUCCGGCCGUUGAUACAGGAGGCCAACGAAAAACAUAAGCUGUUUGGCUAUGCUUCAACGUUUUGGCCGCUUUACUUUAACGCACGGGGUAAAGCUGAAGAUUUAGAGCUGUUAUAGUAGGCACGACAUCUAUGCUCGCAUGCGC
Messenger RNA from [Torrubiella] hemipterigena, 1162 nucleotides. The record is from the annotation of a GenBank genome assembly. Lineage: Eukaryota; Fungi; Ascomycota; Sordariomycetes; Hypocreales; Clavicipitaceae.